GCGGCUGGCUGAGGCAGCCCUGGCUGAAGUAACGCGGGCUCGACCCCACGCGUCAUCUUCGCCCCAUGUCGGCCCCGCGCGGGUGCGGGCGCUGGCGGGCCGUUCGCGGCCUGGCCUGGAUGCCCUUGUCCGGCCGGGGCCGGACGGCAACGCCUGAGUGCGUCUCCCCGGCCUGAGCAGGGACCCGCGACAUGGAGGGGAACCGAAUGCUGCGUGGCUGUCCCAAAGAGAAGAACCGUCCCAUUUCCAGGAAAGAGGCAGCUGAAGGUGAUUUGAAGGCAUUUUGGACACAACUGGAAAGUAGAAGAGUGGAUCUCAUAUUUGAGCAGGUGCAAGAAGUGCUGCUGCUGCUAAAGGAAAAGAUCAAGAAUGGAACUGCCACAAAUCAAGAAUGUUGGCAGGCUUGGACACUGGUAAACGAAGCUGAUCUGGGUGAUCUUUUAACGUUGACAGAUGUAAAUGAUGUUCUUGAUGGAGAGGAUACACAGGAAUCCAAACCUAAAUCACAGCAUCCUGUUACAGAUGACAACAGUGGAAAUUCUGUAGAUGGUUCACAUAGCAAAAAGGAGAAGAUUGAAAAAUCAGAUUCAGGGAGUGAGGAAGCAUCGAGUGAAAUUCAACAUGUACCUCUAAAUCGCCGGUAUCGGAUCCACAAGUGCUCCAGUGCAUGUCUCUCCAACAGAGCAGUAAGCUCCUACAAGGGUGAAAAUCCUCUCAAGAUACCAAUACUGUUUCACUUUCAGAGACGCCAUGCGAAAGCAGACUGCCUUUCAAAAUCACUGGAUGUGCAUUAUAAAGCUCCCUGUGGCAGAAGUCUGAGAAGUUUUCAAGAUGUUCAGAAUUAUUUGUUUGAGACAAAAUGUGAUUUCUUAUUUAUUGAUCACUUCUCUUUCAACACAUACGUCCUGUUGGGCAGGAACACUGUAAAUCCAGAACCCCUUGUGUUUGAUGUUGAUAUUAGCAAUGGAGCUGAAUCUGUGCCUAUUUCCUUCUGUAAUGACAUUGACCGUGCCAGGUUACCUUAUUUUAAAUACCGGAGGGCAUCGUGGCCUCGUGGAUAUUAUCUCAACAAUUUGUCCAGCAUGUUUCUUGAUUCAUGUGACUGCACGGAUGGCUGCAUUGAUAGGUCUAAGUGUGCAUGUCUGCAGCUAACUGCAAGAGGCUGCCGUAAAGUUUCUCUGUCUCCUAAUACUAAAACGUCUCGUGGAUACAGUUACAAAAGACUGGAAGGGCCUGUUCCUAGUGGAAUUUAUGAGUGUAGUGUGUCGUGCAGAUGUGACAAGAUGAUGUGUCAAAACAGAGUUGUACAGCAUGGCAUUCAAGUUCGAUUGCAAGUGUUCAACACAGAGAAGAAGGGUUGGGGCGUCCGCUGCCUGGAUGAUAUCGACAAGGGGACGUUUGUUUGUACUUACUCAGGCAGGUUAAUGAGCAGAGCUGAAGUUCAAGAGCUGGGAGGUGCUGAUCAAGACUUGAAAGAGGAGAGUGCUGUGAAUGACAGAGGGCAAAGCUUUUUUUCCAAAAGAAGAAAACUUGAUUCUAGCUGUUCAGACUCUGAGAUUGAACUCGUGCAGACUGGCAAAGAUGAUAUGCUUGAGCAGCAGGAACAGCAGGAACCUUCUGCUAAUGAAAAUGAAUCAGCUCUAAUUCAUGCAAGGAAUUUGAAUGCUGCAGCUGUGAGAAGGCUUGGAACUAGAAUAGCUGUUGUGGAUAAUCACCAGCUGAAAAUGGAGGUUGAUACUCUGGUGCACAGUGCCAGCUCAGAUGAAGAUAAUAUUUCUCAGUCUCAGCAUUCAAGCAAAACAGAACUGACCAGUGGAACAAACAAAGAAAAAGAAAGAUCCAUCCAGAAGCAGAAGGAAAAAGAUCUGGUGGAAGUUGGACAGACGGAGCCUGGUGAAAUGGGCAGUGCAGAAUGCAGAAGGAAGAGUCUGUCUCUGAAGGGUGUUGCUUGUGGCAGAUCAGAUGUGCUGAAUGAUAAAUACGUUGUAAAGCCAUCCACAAAGGUUCCACAAAAAGCUAACUGCAAAGAGGAAGCUCACAGACAGUCAAAACAAGGGAUAUUUUGUAUGGAUGCAGACGGUGACAGGACGCUUCUGAAGAAUGCUAAUGAUGAAAAUAUCUAUAUACUAGAUGCCACAAAAGAAGGAAACGUGGGUCGUUUUCUUAAUCACAGCUGCUGCCCCAACCUCUUUGCACAGAGUGUGUUUGUAGAGACUCACAACAGAAGUUUCCCAUGGGUUGCUUUCUUCACAAACAGACAUGUGAAAGCUGGAACUGAACUCACGUGGGAUUAUGGAUAUGAAGCUGGAAGUAUGCCAGAGACAGAGAUUUCCUGUUGGUGCGGGGUUCAGAAAUGCAGAAAGAAAACAAAACGGCAGCCGGAGGUUCGGGCCCUGAGCGGGAUUCGAACCCCUGACCCCAGCUCCACCACGCCCAUAGGCGCGGGGAUGAGCCGAGAGCCGCUCCCUCACCACGUGACCCUCACAGCUCCAAUCCCCUCCCGCAUUCCGUACAGCAGCCAAUCGGCUGCUCGAAGCCCCACCCCGCCGCCUGGGGCUGUUAGUGAGCAUGCUUCGCUGUGCGCCGGGCCCCGCCCACUUCUGUGCGCCUCCUCCCCCGCGUGGAAGUGGGCCGCCGCGCAGGCCGGGCCCGGGGGUGGCGGUGGACGGGAGCGGCGCCCCGCGGUAAGGGUAGAUAGUGGAAGUCUGUCCCCAUCCUACCUUGCUUACGAGGUACAAAAAGGUGCUGGGGGGAAAAAGAAAUCAGUAAAUGGCUUGUUUUGUCCCAGUCCUUCUGUUCCAGGUGCUCUCCAGAUGAUGGCAAAAAUGGUGAGAAGGACGUGUGCCUUCUGUUCAGAAGGGGAGGCUGCUUCUAUAAUGUACGUUGCCAAAGAGCAAAAUAUUGCAGCUCAUCAGAGUUGUUUGUUAUUUUCCUCUGGAUUUGUGGAAUCUGAAGAGUAUAACCCAGAAAAUCUAGAUUUAAGAUUUGAUGUGGAAUCAGUGUUGAAUGAACUCAAGAGAGGAAAGCGACUGGUUUGCAACUUCUGUCGCAAGAAAGGAGCCACAGUGGGAUGUGAGGAGAGAGCCUGCCGCAGGAGUUACCACUACUUCUGUGCCCUGUGUGAUGAUGCAGCCAUAGAAACAGAUGAAGUAAAUGGAGUCUACCGGUAUUUAACAGUCUUUUCUGAUGUGGGAAUGCAGCUAAUAAGAGGAAAAGACACGCAUCGAAAUCUUCCACCACCAUGGAACAAAUGGUUGAUUUCUUUACAGAGGGCAGAAGAGACGGCAGAAGAAAACAGAUUACGGAUAUUAAGAAGGAAAAGCAGCAGACACAAAGUCCGAAUCGACUUUCUCAGGAAAUGCAAACAAGCUGGGCUUCUGGAUGACAUAUUUGAAGAAAUGUUGGAUACCCUUCACUUGGCACAGGAAAAGCUGAUGGAUGACAACACUUCAGAGACAGAGUAUGAGGAGACGGUAAUAUCGCUCUUUGACUGUGGACUGUUUGAAAACAUACUGACAAAUAUUCAUUCAGGGACUGAGGAAAAAAUUCAAGAACUGCUGGAAAGCAGGAAAAGACUGGAUAACCAGAUUGAGCUACUGCAGGAGUUGAAAGAAGUUUCCCUCCCCUCCCAAGAGAGUACUGCCAGUACAUCCAGUACAGUGUCUGAAUAACCCCACAGCUGUCGGUGAUGGUGUCAAUACUCGACAUUUUCUGAUGAUAGGAACCAUAUAGAGCACGUCUGGUCAGUGUGUAAGUGAUUUCCUUUCCCCCAGGCUAGGGCCACAGGCAAAGACUGGAUGUUUUUACUCAUUUUUAUACCUCACUGUUGCAAUAACUUGAAGUUGUUACUCCUUAAAUUUUACUGUGGAUAAUUGUAUUAUACAGCAGCUGUAGGUUUUUUUUAAAGCUGAAUAAAACCCUCCCCCAGGACUUUUUCCUUCAAAGACAAGGGACUAUCAUCAGCUGCCACAGAAAGCUUUUUCAAGUCACUUUAAUUGCAGCAGCCUCUCCUGCCUAUGUGAAGUGGCCACUUCCCUGUCUGCAUCUGCACGGUGUUGUUUUAAGGACCACAGUGCUGCUCUGGCUUUCCAAAGAACUUCAAUGAGCAGGACUUGCACUGAGAGAAGUCUUCUGAAUUGUAAGCUGGAGGUUUUCAAAGUGUUUUUUGAUUGACUGCCUACAAUACUAGGUCUGCUGUAGCAGCAGUGGUAGAAUGAUGGCUGCAGGCAGACCAGAAGCAGUUGGGUACUAUGCUCUGAUCAAUGUGUAUAGUAUAGAAUGGAUCAGACAAUGGGACUGUCUUCUUCCUUUCUUUGUUAAGAAAAGAUAAAACAGAGGGAAGUUGUAUCCUAAGAGCUAUUAUAUUAAAAUGGUUUGAAUACAGAAAAGCAUUGAUUAAUGAAAAUAAAGUGUUUUUAAGAAAGCU
Molecule: messenger RNA, 4426 nt
Organism: Phasianus colchicus (ring-necked pheasant)
Lineage: Eukaryota; Metazoa; Chordata; Aves; Galliformes; Phasianidae
Gene: SETDB2
Product: SET domain bifurcated histone lysine methyltransferase 2
Biological process (GO): negative regulation of gene expression; heterochromatin organization
Cellular component (GO): nucleus
Molecular function (GO): protein binding; histone H3K9 methyltransferase activity; zinc ion binding
Source: RefSeq, a predicted model, not a curated record